Molecule: messenger RNA, 4492 nt
Organism: Phyllostomus hastatus (greater spear-nosed bat)
Lineage: Eukaryota; Metazoa; Chordata; Mammalia; Chiroptera; Phyllostomidae
Gene: PAX9
Product: paired box 9
Exons: 5
Coding region: 712-1758 (348 amino acids)
Biological process (GO): anatomical structure development; regulation of transcription by RNA polymerase II
Molecular function (GO): RNA polymerase II cis-regulatory region sequence-specific DNA binding; DNA-binding transcription factor activity, RNA polymerase II-specific
Source: RefSeq, a predicted model, not a curated record
AGGCAGGCGGAGAAUUAAAAGCGGGUUCCAGGCGGCAGCAGGCCCCUCCCCUGCCCACGGCAGGAGACCGCGGGCGAGGAGCGCUGGCAGCCCUGGGGCCGACCCCAGGCGGGCAGCCGGAUAGCCGCGCUCUGGAUCGCCUUGGUGGGCUACUGUCUUUUGGGGAAAGGGUCUUGUUUCGGAGCAUCGUCAGCAGGAAGGCGGAGAGGCCGCGGGGAGGCCUUGGCAGCUCUGGGAGAAUCCCCCGGGCCUCUCCGGGGGGGCCCCUGCGGCCUCUUCUUGGGCUGCUGCGUCCAGUCGCGUCAGCAGCCCGGGAAGCCAAGCUGGCAGGUGCGGAGCAAGCAUGAAGAGACAGCGGAAGGACUUUCCCGGACCGUGCUGUCGCUCACCGGCCCGCACCAAUCACCACGCAGCUUGCCCUCGGGCCCUCCUCUGUGAGGGGCGUGUCCACAGUGAGUGAUAGACAGAGCCGCCCGCCCCGCUCAGCCCAGCCCACGUUGCUGCUUAGAUUGAAAUGCAGAACUCAAGCCACUUUCUACGGGGCACAGACUUCCUUUUACUCCUUCCUUUUGCACUCUCACCGACUCCUCCGGGGAAGAAGCGGAGGCACCCACGGUCUGGGGCAGCGACGGGCUGGGCCACUGAGGCCGUGCAAAAAGUUUCUUUCUGGGAGCUCGGAACUGGGGCCCGCUUGGUGUGCUGCUCGGAGCAAUGGAGCCAGCCUUUGGGGAGGUGAACCAGCUGGGAGGAGUAUUCGUGAACGGGAGGCCGCUGCCCAAUGCCAUCCGGCUUCGCAUCGUGGAACUGGCCCAACUGGGCAUCAGACCGUGUGACAUCAGUCGCCAGCUACGGGUCUCUCAUGGCUGCGUCAGCAAGAUCCUGGCGCGCUACAACGAGACAGGCUCGAUCUUGCCUGGAGCCAUCGGGGGCAGCAAGCCUCGGGUCACUACCCCCACUGUGGUGAAGCACAUCCGGACCUACAAGCAGAGGGACCCCGGCAUCUUCGCCUGGGAGAUCCGGGACCGCCUACUGGCCGACGGCGUGUGUGACAAGUACAACGUGCCCUCUGUGAGCUCCAUCAGCCGCAUCCUGCGUAACAAGAUCGGCAACUUGGCCCAACAGGGCCAUUACGACUCAUACAAACAGCACCAGCCUGCACCGCAGCCGGCGCUGCCCUAUAACCACAUCUACUCCUACCCCAGCCCCAUCACGGCGGCCGCCGCUAAGGUGCCCACGCCACCUGGGGUGCCCGCCAUCCCCGGCUCGGUGGCCAUGCCGCGCACCUGGCCGUCCUCGCACUCCGUCACCGACAUCCUGGGCAUUCGCUCCAUCACCGACCAAGGAGUGAGCGACAGCUCCCCCUACCACAGCCCCAAGGUGGAGGAGUGGAGCAGUCUGGGACGGAACAGCUUCCCCGCCGCCGCCCCGCACGCGGUAAACGGGCUGGAGAAGGGAGCCCUGGAGCAGGAAGCCAAGUACGGUCAGGACACGGAUGGCAACAUGCCAGUGGCACCCCACUUUCCCCCCACAACUGUGACAUUCCUGCAUCGCUGGCGUUCAAGGGAAUGCAGGCAGCCAGAGAAGGUAGUCACUCUGUCACCGCUUCCGCACUCUGAUGGGAAAUUCCGUCUGCAACAGCCUCACCCAGCCACCCCCCUCCGCCCACCCUCCCCCUCCUGCCCUCCAACCCUUUUGCCUGGAGAGCUGGCUGUAUGGACUCACAUCCUUUGUGCUGAUGACAAUUAUUUCUUGCCAUAACUUCUCUCUCACAGAAAACCUGACAGGACGUUAGAAUUUAAAAACAAAAGCAAUAUUAAGGACUGAAUGAGACAUUUGUGCUGCCCACACACUGUUCUAAUGUAGUGAAGAAACCUGCACCCCUCAAAGGGCUUAAGGAACUUUUUAAACUAGUCUUUGGUAAAACCACAUGUGUAUAUUUAUUCUAAAUCGACCUAAACUUUUGAAAUGUGCAAUUGUUGAGAUUUUGCAAAAUCAAUAAAGGAAAAUACAUAUAGAAAAAAGUUAUGCUACACCCUCUAAUCAAAUAAGGUGACCAAAUAAGUCUUAAUUCAUCAUUAGGAAACCAAUCAAUAAUUGAUUUGUUUGAGUGAUCCUUUGUUUAUUUUUAAGAGGUGACCUAUUUUGUUGGAGAAUAUAUGUAUAAGACAAGCAAUAUCUGAAUUUAGCUUCUCCCGGUGUUCUGACUUGGUUCCAAAUAUGACAAUGUUUAUAUUUCCUAUUAGUUUGUAAAUAUGGACUCUGGAUGGUGCAUUUGUGUUUUCAUUCCGUGGGAUACCCCCCUCCCCCAACCCUCUCUAUUUUUUCUUUCUUUUCACAAAGGUGACUUUCUGGCAAUGUCUUUGUCUCUGUUUGGUGGUGGGCUGCUCAGGCUCCUGGACCUGGACUUGCCAUAAAUUCUGUGUGUGCAGUGAAGGCUUCCACAUGUCAUGAAGGACGUUUUCUUUCUACAGCAGAGGAUUCAAAAAACAGCCUCAACAAGCCAGUCUCCCAUUCUGUAUCCUACCUAAUCCAACAACACACACGCCAAACAUGCAAAGACAAGAGAGGGUGGAAAAUAUCUGAACAAGAAGGCUCUAAGGGAAGUCACUUAGAAACUUACGUUUAAUGUGAAACACUUUGCAAAGACACUUAAAAUGAACUUUAUGUUAAGAAAACCACUGUGAAACUAAAUUGUACUGUUAUUGUUGGCUUACCUGUGUGUUCAGCAAUCUCAGCCCAAAAUUAUGUUGUAAUUUAAAGAAAAUGGAAAAUUCUGCUCUAAUGAAUGUACAAAUGGCUUGCUGUGAAGUUUACAUUGUUGUACAGAAGCAUGUUUCACAUGUAGGUAAACUGGUGGUGGUAUUAGAAAUACAAAUCCUAUUUAAUUUUUAAAUUUCCCUUUAUUCAUUUCUGGAGUUACAGGACACAGUUUAACUGAUAAGUCUUUCUAGACCAAUUUUAAUGUUAAUAAUAGAGCUGUGGGGUAUAUGUGUGUGUGAGCGUGUGAUUACGUGUUGUAUUUUAAAACAACUGAUUUUCCUGGGCAAAAUUCUACAGUUUUUAUCUCUUCUGUUGAGAACGUUCGUCCUGUUUGGCAAUAUAGGCUUUAAAAUACAUUUUUAAAACAUUGGUACAAUCCAUCUAUUGGAAAAUUAAUAUAUUGCAAGUUUUUGGUAUUCUGUGCAAUAACGACAAGGGCACAUCACUGGACGUGGGUGUGAUAGAUGUGUUCGUUAGGCGAUUUCGACGUCUUCCUGUCUGUGCUGUGCACAGCCCACGUGGCAAUCCAGCUCCCUCACAUUGGUUUCGUGGCUUCAUUUAAAACUCAGAUGGCUAGAUUAGCUAGGUUUUCAAGUCACUAGGAUGUAAACAGUAAGCAGAUUGCUGACCUACGAGUUAUGUCCAAGGAGCUGCUUUCUUCAAGCAGCAGAUAUCAUAUAGAGAGCUUUGAACUGCAUUCAUUUCUAAAGCAACCGAAAUUCAGUGCUACAAACAGAGGAUUAUAACUUCAGGAGAAGAAUAAGCAGAAGGAGCAGAUGAACUCUCAGGGCCAUAGUCUUCCUUUGAUCUUGCAAAACUCCUGUUGACAUCUGGAGUUCCUAGUCUGGUGAGAAAAUAGACUAUAAACCUAGUGAAACAAAAAUACCAAUCCAGUAUCUUGGUGGAGACUUUAAAACCAUACCAUACAGGGACUCUCCUGCUGCCCAGAAAAAAUGACAUAAGGUACAGGAUUAUUCCUUAUCAGAUGUUUUUAGGUGGCUAUUUGUAGUCUUUAAAAAACUAUCAAUUGUUUGUAUGGAAACAUAACUAAAUGUUAUUUUCUUUAUCUAAAUUAAGAAAUCUCUUGUUAUGCUAUUUAUAAUUUUUUCUGGUUCUGUGUGUUUUAAAAAUCUAAUAUUAAUGAUAUCAAAGUCUUCUUGUUUUCUUUUCUUUUCCCCCCUCUAGGUCUUUUCUUAGUAACAGCGAAUUCACAUGAAAUAAAUUUAAAAAAACAACAGAACCCCAAAUACAAUUUGCUAUACGGAGCAAUUAUGGUUUAAAGCUACUUUUAAAAAUAAGAGAAGGAAAAUGGGAUGGGAUAUGAGGUUGAGAUGGUUGGACUUUUAAACAUUAUUACUAUUGAGUAAUGUUGACAUAUUUCCUCUGUUUCUUAGGGGGUGAAAGUGUUUUUUUAACUGGCAAGUGCAUUCUUCAGAGAUUCUCUUCCACACGGAGAGGUGGAAGAGUCAAUUCCAUGGGCUCUCUCCCAGUGGAGGAGAAUUACCUGCAAGGACAGGAUGCAGUUGUACAAUAGACACAUUCUUAUAUCUCUUGUUUUUCUCCUACUUUCGAUGACACUCUUUUGAACAUUGGGCUGAACUAUAAAUUAAAGAAAAACACGCUGGAAAGGAUGUACAACCGAAGGCUGCGUAUGUAUAUACAGUAUGUCAAAAGCCUUUAUUUUUAUACUUCAAAUUCUCUAAGUUAAUAAAAAGUAAUAAUUACCACGUUA